AUUGCUUUACGUAGUCAAUGUAGAUGCUGUAGAAAAGCUAGUACCAGCCAUUGAGGAGAAUAAGAUCCGCAUGAAUGCCACAUCGCCAGACAUGGCAUCACACGAUACGAGGGAUAAUGAUUCCACGACAACUACUCCAAGGAAUCAAGCAAGUGAUGGAUCUGAUGAUGAGUGGCAAUGGGUAUCUGCACGGCCACAGACAUCUACUGGGGAUACUGAUUAUUCUACGAUGACCCCAACUUUGACAUGUGAGGAACCAUCGCCAGCCUCCACCCCCAGUAAUGGUAAGAAGGUGAUGCUGUCUGUCAUCGAAACACCUGAAGACCCCUUACAUGUGCCCAAUCAUGAAACCAGUAUAGUUGGAACUGGGCAUCUGGUGCCGCCUGAUCCUGAGUCCAUGACACUAUCCAAGCCGGAUACUGACGGGGAAGGGACAACAUUAACCUCACCUAGGGAUAAGGCUACUUCGACUCAUCUUAAGAAGCACAGGACCGUUAAGACAUCGAAGUCGUCACUUGUCUCUAGCAACGUCUUCGGUGCCGCCACGUCAGCUGUCACCUGUGGAGUUACUAAGGGAGUGGAUUCUUACAGGAAGCAACAGUUGGAACGUCAGAUGGCUCUGCGUGCAUUCCUAAUGAGUGUGCCUGAACCACCUAUGUCCGAAGAGGCAUCGGGUUUGGUAAUAGCAUAUGUCGGCAAGCUCUCAAUAGAUUGGGUGAAGGUUGCGAAAGAGGCGGGCGUCGGUGCUGCGAGAGGUACGCUUAUGGGCGGCACGGUGGGAGCGGCUGUCAUGGGUGGCAUGAUUGGUUUCUCUAGAGCGGGUGCCAUGUUCGACGCAGCCAACAAUGUGGGCGCGGCUACAGUCAUGAGAGGGAUGGGAACGGGGCUGGGUGUAAUGGUGUCGGCUGCAAUCACUGCAUGUGAAGUUGGCUAUCACGUCCGGAAGUGCAAGCAGGGGAAACUUCAUGUUCGCACCACUCGACGGAAGGUCACAGCAGCGUCCAUGCGAGGUGCCGCCAACGCAGGGCUUUGUGCCCUCACAAUCGUCCCAGGAGCUGGUUUGAUCGUUGCGAUCAUUGGUGGUGUAGCAUUUAAUAUUUGCGAUGCAACGUUCGGAUGGUCCGACAAGGCAGCCAAUAAGUUGGUCCCUCGGUCGGAGGACGAAGAAGUUUUUGAAGGCAAGGUUGUUCACGAGAAAAUGAUUGAGGCUGCUCGUGAAACACUCGGGCUUAGUCCCGAAGAGUCCCUCGAUGAAGAUGACCUUAAACGACGGCUACGACGUUGGAUGCUUAGUCUACAUCCUGAUAAGAAUGCGCAACAGGUUCAUCCCCACUUGCACACGAUAGUUACUGCCUGUACUAUCCUCAUCAACGAAGCAAGAGAUAUCGAAGCGCAGAGGAACGUUCGGAAAGUGGAGAAUCCGCUUGAGUCAACUGAAGACAACGAUGUAAAUCCUUAUCAGCUGUUAUGUCUGAUGGAUGAGCCGGAUACACACUCAGAAAGAACGUCUGAUGGUCUGUGCCGAGAUUAAUCUGGUGUACCCGAGAAACCUUAAGAGGAGUCUCUGAGCUCAGUACGCUCAGUCCCUUUGAGCAUGGGUCAGAGAGCGUUUCUUAUUAGCUGUAUUCUACUACUCCCAACUCUCAUCCUUCAAAUGCGAAGCGUCAUCCACAUGGUGUCACAUUCAUGCAGUCUCGUCAUAUGUGGUCCGCUUCUAUGUAUAUCCAAUAUCCUCGCAGGCGUAGCGCGGAGUUACUUGAGAACUUGAUCGGUUUGAGGAUGAGAGCCACCCCUUAAGCCUGCUCUCUGUAUGUCGCAGAUCAUUUUCUCAAUGCAUCAACGUAUUUUUUUCUCUGAUGUCAUGUCCAUCUGGCUCGGAUCGGGGAACGUUUAUAUUCUUGAGCCUUCGUUCUACAGUCUAUGCGCCAGCUCGUGUACUUCUUUUUCGAGCAGCAUUUUUAUAGUCACAACUGUAAAAUCUCUCUGGGCUGGGCUUC
Perkinsus marinus ATCC 50983 is the source of this 1997-nucleotide messenger RNA. RefSeq lists its product as hypothetical. Lineage: Eukaryota; Perkinsozoa; Perkinsida; Perkinsidae. The coding region runs from base 71 to 1531 and encodes 486 amino acids. The transcript has 13 exons. The record is from RefSeq and is a predicted model, not a curated record.